AUGAACGCCCUCGAAAGCAGGCUGCGGCCUAAGCACCAGGUCCUCGUCCUCAAGUGCUAUCCCCGCACCACAAAGGGCGCCGUCGACGUCAAGCCCAACUCGAGCGAGCUGAGCUACCUGCUCUUUUACGCCACCAGCCGACGCUCCAAGAUUCAAAAGAUUGGCGCCUUUCUCGAAAAGAAGACGUCCAGCGACGUCUGGCGCAUGCGCAUUGGCAAUGUCCAGGUCACCCUCGGCAUCCUCGCUGCCCUCGUCGAAAAGUCCCCCAAAGAGGCCACCCUCAUCGCCCCGACCGUCCUCAAGAUUCUCGACCUCAUCCUCCGCUCCGACGACAUCACCAUGAUUGAAUCCUCCAUUCCCACCUUUGAGGCCUUUUGCGAAAACCACGACCCCAGCUCCCUCUUUGGCGACAAGGACUACCUCAGCCACUACGAGGCCGUCGUCCGCGCCUACGCCCAGCUCGCCUCCAGGAACCACCACGUCGGCAAGCCCGCCGUCUCCCGCUCCGUCCAGAUUCGCUGGCGCAAUGCCGGCCUCAGCGCCAUCCGCUGCGUCUCUGCCGCCGACGCCCUCUCCUCGCUCUCGGGCCGUCAGAUCAACGUCAUCGUCCCCGUCAUUCUCGACAACCUCUGGUCCGACAAUGAAAACUUCCUCGACGUGGUCUACGAUCGACUGCAGACUGAGGAGAAGCAGGACGCCGAAAAGACGGUUCGCCGCAGGACCAGCGUCGCCACCGUCCGCACCAAUGAGGAGCCCGCCGACGCCAACCCGCUCGCCAUCUCCGGCACCGCCGCCGACGUCGACAACAUGGCCGAGGAGGAGACGGGUGUCCUCGCCCUCCAAUGCCUCAAGAGCAUAUUUGUCGGGCCCAACCGCUCCCAGAUUCACUCCGCCACCACCGCUCUGUCGCGCUUCAUUACCCAGCGUGGCGCUGCUGGCGAUCCAGUAAUUAUCCGCGACUCCGCCAACGGCGCCGACUCGGGCCCUGCCAUACAAAUCUUCAACAUUGUUUCCCGCUGGGCGCCUGUGCAGGAUCGCUACAUUAUCCUGCUUGUGGUCCUUGACAUCAUGUCACGCGCUGCCCUCAAGGACGAUACUCUCGAGCAGCAUAUCGUGCAUGCCGCCAUCAUUGGCUCCAUGCUACGCUCCGACCUCAACUUGAUUGGUCUCAGCGUCAUGGAUGUGCUUCACAGCCUCAUCCGCCAGAUGCGCAAGCUCUUUCUACUUCGCGCCGACAGCAACCGAUCCGGCAGCGGCAGCGACGACCAGCUCGACACUCCCCCGGACGGUCGCAACAUCCUGCGCCAGAACCUCCUGCACCGCCUCGAGUCUUGCAUCGGAGAUCUGGCCCACCACGUUUACUACGCCGAUCAAGUCUGGGACAUGAUUACCGCCAUCCUGUCCCGCUUGAAGCCUACCAACGCUGGCAGCACAGCCUCUCUGCCGCAGGUGGAAAGAUCCAUCACGUUUGAGAAUGGCAAUGGCGACGCUCACGGCGCUACGCCGGAUCCUUCCUCGGCCGAAACCACACAAAACUCCCAAAACGACCACUAUCUUUCUUACACAUCGGGUCGCGCGUCGGCUCUCCGCGCCAUCAAGGCCAUUCUGCGCGUAGCCAACCCGCAGAAGAAGGUCACCGGCAACAUGAACCUUUCGCGAAGCCGCGUGCCCAUCCAGGUUUGGGAGGAGACCCAGUGGCUGUUGCAGGACCCCGACGGCAGCGUCCGCAAGGCCUACGUCGAUGCCCUCCUUGUCUGGCUCGACAGAGAAACCGUCUCCCAGGACUGCAACGCCGACGACGACUUUGAGAGCCCCGUGUCACCAUCGAGAAAUCACGAUAUCCUCCCCUCGCGCCGCGCCGUGUCCAACAAUGCCCAGCGCGAGAAGCCGCUCAAGAACCACCACAUCUCCCACUUUCUACCCAUGCUGCACCUCGCCAUCUACGACUCUGCUCUGCAGCUCGUCGACUUUGACAGCGACAUGUGUCUUCUCCACGCCCUACUUUCCAAGCUCGUCGCCAAGCUCGGCAUCAACGCCGUCCGCUACGGCCUGCCCAUGAUUUUCCGCCUGCAGGAGGAGAUUCAGGAAGUGGACCUGCCCAUCCAAAAGGUACGCAUUGCAGCGCUCUGCCACGGCUACUUCUGGAGCGUCACGGACAAGUUCCAGCUCGACAAUUCCAAUGUCGGCCGCGCCAUUCGCAACGAGAUCAAGCGCCGCCAGCAGACGCAGUUCUGGCUCGAGGGUAUCACGGUGCCUCCCAGGCCACUGGACCAGGUUGGUGUUCUUGGCCGUGCGGGACAGGAUCCUUCCUGGGAUAUGAAGGCCGUCGAGACUGGCGAGCUUCUGCCUUUUGAUGACAGAACAUCACUGGUGGAGAGCAUUGCCUCGGCAUACCACGACAGCGUCCAGUCACCGCCUUCCUCUCCGGCGGCUUCACCUUCUGGUCGUCCGCAGCCACCGCCCUUUGGCUCCAACAUGCAGUCCAUCAGCGAGACGGAGCGCGAUUCUGAGCUGCCUACCAACUACCGCCAGCAGCUGCUCGCCGAAUGGUCCCGCGAUGCUACCAUUGCCACCAUUGCCGCCCAGCGCAAGACCGAGUCUCUCGCCGGCUCCAAGAAGACGGGCACCACGGCCACCCGCGCCAACCGCCUGACCAUCAACACGGCCGGCGGUGUCAACGGCAACAAUCUCAACCACAACGGCGGCGGCGGCCUUCCCGUCUCGCCCUAUGGCAGUCUGCAUAACAUGCGACCGCACUCGGCGCAGCCACAGCCGGCAGCGGACCGCUUCGGCUCUCACGUCAAAAUGCGCAAGUCGAGCAUCCAGAGCGUUAAUGCACCGUCACCCUCGCCUAGCCAGCAAAAGGAGCGGGCUAGCGGCGGCAUUGCCUCGGUCGACCAGCUCAAGAUGAUGCUGUCGGGCAACGUCUCGGCGCGCGCCGCCGGCAUCCCCGGCGUCACCAACCCUGACGACGACGACAGCGGCGACUCCAUGGUCAGCUACGAGUACACAAUGUCCGAGCUCAGCUUUAACCCGGCGACCGGACAGCCAGACGGAAGCAACCCCGGCAACCCCCACCACGGCACCAGCAGCCCCGCGGGUCAGGACAUGUUUAAGCGCAAUGCCUCAGUGUCGUCGCGCGGUGCACCGCCGUCAACGGCGCACACGGACCGCAGCGGCGGCGUUGUCUCGUAUAGCGCCGAGGGCGAGGACGAGGACGAUGUCCCGCCCGUGCCCCCGCUGCCCAACAUUGCCUCGUACUCGAGCAAGCUCCCGCACGAUGCCUCGCUUAAAUCGAUGAAGCGCAGCAGCAGCGGCCGCGUGGACUCGGGCCGUCAGCGGAACGGAAGCCAUGGUGCGCCUGCUGCCGGACGGGGACCUGUUGACUUGCAGGACCUGCUGAGGGGGAUUGACAGCACGUCUGAUGAGGGCAGUCUGGGCAACCUGUCCCGACCGCCGUACUAA
Messenger RNA from Akanthomyces muscarius, 3465 nucleotides. RefSeq lists its product as uncharacterized. Gene Ontology annotation, biological process: protein localization to plasma membrane. Lineage: Eukaryota; Fungi; Ascomycota; Sordariomycetes; Hypocreales; Cordycipitaceae. The transcript is spliced from 2 exons. The record is from RefSeq and is a predicted model, not a curated record. Gene Ontology annotation, cellular component: plasma membrane. Bases 1 to 3465 code for a protein of 1154 amino acids.